GCUGAUUGAGGUCGACUAUCUGUAAUCCUGAAAUUGUUAUUGAAAUUGGAGCUGAGGAUGCUACAGAGGGCGUGAGAGUCGUAGAUGCCCGAGUUUAUUGCAAUCUUUUGUUGUGCAGUAACCUAGAAUUCGCAGUCUUUUGGACUUAGGGUUUUGGGUUAUUGUUGAGUUGGUAGUGAUUGCAGUGCUGAGGCAGUGCGAGUGAUUUGGAAGUAGAUUGUUGUCACGAUGGGGAAAAAGGGUAAGGGACGCAAGAGAAGGGAAGCCAACUUCAAAGCGUCGCAUCCCGAUGCGAUGCCUCGUCUUGCCCCGCCUCCUGAUUUAAAGGAUAUUAACGCGGUUCCUGCGAAACUGAGGAAAAUUAUGCAGUUCAAAGAAAUCGGGAAUCUGGUCAACAAACAUUCUGGAGCUACUAUCGGUCACAGCAAGAAUCAAGGAAAGGAUUUUAAAGACUCUAAAGAGAAGAAAGUAGGAGCACCAGGAACAAAAGUUGAUGAUAAAAAAGCAGCACCAGCAUCAAACAAUCCUACACAAGGAACAGUAAAUGGAGAAGCAGCCGAGGAAACCCCCAAACCUUUGAGUAAGAGAAAGCGAGAACACGAGGAGCUACUACAGCUUGCUGAGAAGAUCAAAGCUCCCUCAGCUCGAGCAGGAAUAAGUGAGAAGAGGAAAAAAUACUUAGAAGAAAAAAAGAAGAAGAAGCUAAAGAAUUCGGAUGUUCAGGCCCUGCUCAACCAACCUAAACGUGACCACGUUAAGUUUGGGGAUAUAGUGCAGGCACCUCCAGAGCUAUCCUUUCCUGAAAGGAACAAGAACAAGAUUCUAACAAAAGAACCUAAAGCAGCAUCAGUCGAGCGAAUGAGGUUAGAAGUUAUAGAAGCUUAUCGACAACGGAAAGGAACAAAAUCAGGGCUUGGGAGAGGGCUUCCUGUGCUGGUGCCAAAUGCUGAUGAAAAAGAUUAAUAAAGAUUUGAUUGUUCUCUCAUUCA
Messenger RNA from Physcomitrium patens, 989 nucleotides. RefSeq lists its product as uncharacterized. The record is from RefSeq and is a predicted model, not a curated record. Lineage: Eukaryota; Viridiplantae; Streptophyta; Bryopsida; Funariales; Funariaceae.